CUAACUAUUUUGAGUUGCGUCUUGGGGGGGUUCGAGAUUAUGUCAAAAGACGCAUUGUCCCCCCCAGCCUCUCGCAACGGUCCAGGAUCUCGAAUGGGGUUUGCUUCUUGUCGAUUGCGUAUACACAUUUAUACAUAUGUGUCUAUAUACUCAAGAAUACGUACACCGUCUGUCUCUCUGCAGUUCACUUCGCUUGUGGCUCAACUCCACCCAUCUGCUGAAGUGUUUCGACGCGACCGGCGCCGGCUGAAACGGAACUGAAACCGCGUGUCCUGGUAGAGAUGAGAUAAGACAAGACGCCGAGAGUCAUUGACCUUUUUUGGGAGAUUCUCCUGUUACGGCGACACUAGAUCGACGACUCGGACGAACCGUCCAACUAUCAGAAAACAACUCCAGUAAACGACCCAUACAAGCAGAAGAGAGAAAAAAAAGAGAGAAAGCGGAUAAGAACUCGGAUACGAUAGAUCUAAGCGUCUCUAGGAACACAGAACACAGAACACAGCACAAACAAUGGACGGCAAGUCGUUCUCAUCACGGAUCGGCGACCUGGUCAAAUUUCUCUCCUCCGUCCAAGGCGACCUUUCCAAUGUCACCGGUCCCCCGUCCUUCCUGGCGCCCUCGUCCAUCGUCGAGUCCGGCCCCUCCUGGUGCCAGCGGCCCGGCGUCUUCGUCGCCCCGGCCCUCGAGCCGGACCCGGAGAAGCGCAGCCUCAAGGUCCUCCGCAUGAUCCUCGUCGCCAUGCGCAGUCAGUACUACGUCGCCGGCGCCCCCGGCGUCAGCAUCAAGAAGCCCCUCAACGCCUUCCUCGGCGAGCUCUUCCUCGCCUCCUGGACCGACUCGGACCGCAAGGCCCGCACCGAGCUCGUCGCCGAGCAGGUCAGCCACCACCCGCCCAUCACCGCCAUGCACAUGGCCAGCCGCGAGCACGGCAUCCGCGCCGAUGGCUACGCCCGCGUCGAGAUGACCUUCUCCAGCAGCGUCAACAUCCGCCAGGUCGGCCACGCCGUCCUGCACAUCGACCGCUACGACGAGGACUACCUCAUCCCCCUGCCCGAGGUCAAGGUCCGCGGCUUCCUCAACGCCUGCCUGUACCCGGAGGUCCUCGGCACCUACUACGUCGUCUCCAACACGGGCUACGUCUCCGAGAUCAAGUUCUCCGGCAGCGGCGUCUUCCGCGGCAAGAAAAACUCCUUCGAGGCCCGCGUCUACCACAAGAACGACAAGAAGAACACCAUCUACGAGCUGCAGGGCUGCUGGAGCGAGGGAUGGACCGUCAAGGACGCCAGGACCGGCGAGGUGCUCGAGCACUACGAGGUCGACGCCCUCGACAACCUCCCUGCGCCCAUGGAGCUCGAGCCCGUGCCGGAGCAGGACCCGUGGGAGUCGCGGCGCGCCUGGAACGGCGUCAUCGAGGGCCUCGGCCGCGGCGACUUCCGCGCGACCGUCGACGCCAAGAGCAAGAUCGAGGAGGCCCAGCGCCGCAUGCGGGCCGAGGAGAGGAGCAAGGACGAGACCUGGGAGCCGCUGUUCUUCAAGAGCAUCCCCGGCGAGGACCACGAAGUGUUUCACCGCUUGACGAAAGGCGUCGACUGGCAGCUGCACGACAAGCAUACCAAGGGCGUUUGGAAGAUCGACGACGCGAAGAGGGACUCAAUACAGAAGCCGUACAGGGGGGACUUGACUCCGUUGGGUUAGAUUU
Colletotrichum destructivum is the source of this 1699-nucleotide messenger RNA. Its product is annotated as Putative oxysterol-binding protein. NCBI's taxonomy places the organism in Eukaryota, Fungi, Ascomycota, Sordariomycetes, Glomerellales, Glomerellaceae. The record is from RefSeq and is a predicted model, not a curated record. The coding region runs from base 511 to 1695 and encodes 394 amino acids. The transcript is spliced from 2 exons. Gene Ontology annotation, cellular component: membrane; intracellular membrane-bounded organelle; cytosol. Gene Ontology annotation, molecular function: oxysterol binding.